GAAGGCGAAACGCCGAAUUGUAAAUUCUCAGCUGUCAAAUGUGUAAGUCGUUUCGUUCGUUGAGAAAAAGUCAUGCCUAACAUCAUGCGGCUUUUUUCGUUUACAUUGAAUAAUGGUUUCUUAAAUAAAAAGUUUGUUCGCACUGACAUAUCCACGCUGCUUAGGAAUUAUGGUUCGAAAAGUGCAACGAACACGGUCACCGCUACAUUAUCCAAUGGACGGUCUUUGACAAUAGCCGCUGGUGAAUUAGCAAGAUUUGCAGAUGGAACCGCUACAGUUACGAUGGGAGACACAACGGUUCUUGUCACCGCAGUGUCUAAACAAAAAUCAAAUUCGUCGUUUAUGCCUUUGACCGUAGAUUUCAGACAAAAAUCAGCCGCUGCUGGACGAAUACCAACCAAUUUUCUUCGACGAGAAUUGGGUCCAUCUGAGAAGGAAAUUCUAACCGCACGAUUGAUUGACCGAUCAUUGCGACCACUUUUCCCAAAUGAAUUCAAAUGUGAAACUCAAUUGGUGUGUAAUAUGCUGGCCAUCGACUCGAUGCAUUUACCGGAUGUUCUGGCUAUAAAUGCCGCUUCGACAGCGUUAAGUUUGAGUGACAUACCGUGGAAUGGACCUGUUGCCGCUGUUCGUAUAGGCAUGGUUGGUGAUGAAAUUCUGAUCAAUCCAACGAGACGUGAACUUAAAUCGUCAGAAUUGGACCUGGUUGUGUCGGCGACGAAACAACACCUCAUCGUUAUGCUGGAGGGCAAAGGAAAUGUUAUUCUAUUGCCAAAGUUGCAGAAAGCUAUCAAACAGGGUGCUAAGGAUGCACAGACGAUAAUACAGGCAAUAGAAAAACUGCAACGAAGCAACGGCAAAACGAAACGUGAAAUCGAUCCGGAAAAAGUUUGUUCCGGCGAGGUUUCCGAUGCGGUAAGAGCAAUGAGUGAGAUGAGGCUGCGCGAGAUUUUCCGUAACAGUGAGCAUGAUAAACUUAGUCGUGACCAUGCUGUUGCCGAGAUUCGAAAGAGUGUUGUGGAGAGUGUGUGGUCCAGUUUUCCAGACGUCGAACCGUCAUUGAUACAGGAAAGCUUCAACAAAUGCUGCAAAAUGACCUUUAGAGAUCUGAUUUUCGAAGACGAACGUCGAUGUGAUGGACGAACCUUUGAUGAAUUAAGGAACAUUUCCUGCAAAAUUAAUAUGCACAAACCGUUGCAUGGAUCGGCGUUGUUUCAGCGAGGUCAAACGCAAGUGUUUUGCACCGUAUCGUUGGACUCAGUCGAAAGUGCCAUGAAGCUGGAUCAUUUAACCGCCGUCGAUACCGGAGUGAAAUCGAAAAACUUUUUCCUCCACUACGAAUUUCCACCUUAUGCAACUGGUGAGAUCGGCAAAUCCGGUCCAAUUGGUCGACGAGAAAUUGGACAUGGCGCACUGGCAGAAAAAGGACUUUUGGCUACGAUUCCUAACGAUUUUCCGUUCACAGUACGAUUGACCUCUGAGGUAUUGGAAUCGAAUGGAUCCAGUUCAAUGGCAAGUGUGUGUGGUGGUUCGUUAGCGCUGAUGGACGCUGGUGUUCCACUGUCAGCUGCAGCAGCUGGUGUUGCGAUCGGUUUAGUUACCCGCUAUGAAGAUAAUGAGUUACAGGACUAUCGCAUUUUAACCGAUAUAUUGGGCAUCGAAGACUACAUGGGCGACAUGGAUAUGAAAGUUGCCGGCACAGAAAAGGGAUUUACAGCGAUUCAAGCCGACAUUAAAGUUCCUGGUAUUUCAUUAAAAGUGGUCAUGGAAGCACUACAAAAGUCACACAAUGCCAAAACAAAAAUUUUAGGAAUAAUGAACGAAUGCAUAGCUACACCGAGAAAAGUACGCAAAGAAUGUUGGCCGGUCACAGAAGAUGUUACCGUCGAACCGCAUCAACGACCGAAACUAAUCGGUCAAGGUGGAACUAACAUAAAGAAAAUUUACUUACAAACCGGCGCUCAACUAACACAGAACGAUGAAAAUUCAUUUACAAUAUUUGCACCAUCCGAAUCAUCGAUGGCUGAAGUAAAGGAAGUGAUAGAGACAUUGCUGAAGGCAGACAAAGAACCCGAUUUGGAAUUCGGCGCCAUUUACACAGCGAAAAUAGUGGAAAUAAAAGACAUUGGUGUCAUGGUAACGCUGUUUCCAUCAAUGACACCGACCCUAUUACACAAUUCGCAAUUAGAUCAGCGAAAGGUGGCUCAUCCGUCUGCGAUCGGCCUACAAGUGAAGGAUGAAAUUCAAGUCAAAUAUUUCGGUCGAGAUCCGGUGUCUGGUUUCAUGCGACUGUCGCGAAAAGUGUUGCAAGGACCAACAUCUAGUGUGAUAAAAAAUUUGGACAAAUCCAGUGUUGGCUAGUUGUAAUGGUAGUGAAAAUAUACAUUUUUUUAGAAAUUGCA
Bradysia coprophila is the source of this 2402-nucleotide messenger RNA. It is a transcript of the gene PNPase, whose product is annotated as polyribonucleotide nucleotidyltransferase 1. Lineage: Eukaryota; Metazoa; Arthropoda; Insecta; Diptera; Sciaridae. The record is from RefSeq and is a predicted model, not a curated record. Gene Ontology annotation, biological process: mitochondrial RNA 3'-end processing; mitochondrial mRNA catabolic process. Gene Ontology annotation, molecular function: 3'-5'-RNA exonuclease activity; RNA binding; polyribonucleotide nucleotidyltransferase activity. Gene Ontology annotation, cellular component: mitochondrion; cytosol.